ACAUUACUUUAUAACAAAUAUUUUGAAUUGAGUGUAAUUUUGUCAAUAGUUAUGAUUAUUUGACUAGGCAGGCUAUUUUUUAUUAUGUUUUGCGUAAACUUUUGUGUCAAGCUAAGCGUGAAUUGGCUCUUAAAAUUGACGUUAUGAACCCCUCCCCGACCCGCACCCGCUAUAUGUCUUUUCCUCUGCCACCUCCUUUUCGCUAAUAAUCAAGGUUCGCGGCUUUUGCGAUAAUAAUUUCGAAAAGAAAUAAAUAUUUCGUAAUAUUAACAACCUUUGGUUGGGCUUAAAGUGAAAAGCCUACUGAAUAUCUAAUAUCAAAAUGGCUGGCUUUGAAAUAAAGACAUGUAACAGCAAAAAGGGUAAAGCGAUGUUUUCUACAAAGAAUUACGAACCAGGUGAUAUAAUUCUGGAGGAGGAUCCUUUAGUGUCAUGCCAGUUUGCGUGGAACGCUGCAUAUAAAUACAUAGCAUGUGAUCAUUGUAUGAGGCCCCUAGAAACCCCCGAGCAAAACGUGAGACGUCUAUCAGCCAACCCAGACAUGGUGCUCCCACACCCAGAUUGUUAUGACUUGUGCCUGGACAACAUCACCAGUUGUGACCAGUGUGGAGCGUAUUACUGCUCGGAGAGCUGCCAGCAGCAGGCCUAUGCGAAGUACCAUAGGACAAUAUGCUAUGACACAAAUGAUUUGCAGCAUCCUAUUGCUGUGCUGUUGGAGGCUUGGAAGCCCCUCCACUACCCACCAGAAACAACCAGCAUCAUGCUCUUAGUCCGGAUACUAGCCUACAUCCAGCAGAGCUCAGACCCAAGUUCAGCUGUUGCCACAAUUAAGCAGUUCUGCCACCGCACCAUGAAUGAGGAUGAGGAAAUUAUGCACAAAUUACUUGGAGACCAGUUUGUGGAUCAGCUUAAUAUGCUGCGGGAGCUUACAGCCAAUGUUGUUAAUGGGGAUGCUGUACAAGAGUUUCUCACUCCUGACGGCUUCUGCAGCCUAAUGGCUCUAGUGGGCACAAAUGGGCAGGGCAUUGGCACCAGCCCCUUAGCCAUGUGGGUCAACUCGGUGGUGGGGCUCACACUCUCCGAUGACGAGAGGAGACAGCUGGACCUAUUCCUCACCAGGAUGUAUGAUAAAGUGCAGGAAGAAUCGGGCUCCUUUCUAAACACCGAAGGCUCUGGUCUCUUCAAGCUGCAAAGUGCUUGCAACCACAACUGUUCUCCCAACGCCGAGUCCACAUUCCCGUACGGCAACCAUCGGUUACAACUUAAGGCCAUCAAACCCAUACGGCCUGGGGAAGAGAUCUGUAUCAGCUACUUGGAUGAGUGCUUCUUGCAGAGGUCCAGGCAUUCUAGGCAGAAAGAGCUUGCCCAGAACUACCUCUUCGUGUGCGACUGCCACCGCUGCCUCUCCGAGUCCUCGCAACCAGAGUGCACCAGCGAGGAGGAAAUGUCCGAAGAAGACGCGGACGACUGAUGCUCCAACCUGCUGGCCUUCUGCUUACUUGGCCUGUAAGAAUGGACCCUAUGUGCAGUGCUUAAGGUGCAAUUUUAAGUGGCAGUUGACCGAAAUGUGAAGUAAAUUAAAUUGUGUAGCAAGUGAAAAGUGACCUAAUUGUACAGAGAUUAAGCUUCAGUUUUUAGUAAGUGAAGGAGCCGCGAAUGACUGUCGUUACAAUCUGCUAGUUUUCGGCCUGAAGAUAGACUUUGCGUGGAUUGCAGUACUAAGGCUUCAUUCGCACGGGCGCUUUUACAACGCGCGUUAUAAAAGCGUUUGAAUGACACAAAUGGAUACCCGUUUAUCUAAUCACACGAUGGCGGUGGCGCUUUUUUAUUGAGCCAUUAAUUCGAAAGGGGUUGGCGGGUCGAAGUAUUUAACAGAUGGCGCUAGCGUAGUUUGCCCUGUCAAUCCCUAGAAAUUGUGUCAAAUUCUUGCUUUUUUUUGAGAUUUUAUGACCUGGAUUCCAGCCCUUUACUUACCUUUUGAACGCCACGCCUAUCGUACGCGGUGCGUAAUAGUGAACCUUGUCGGUACGCAUGAAGGUUGAUAUUGGGCUGUAGCCGCGCGCGUCAUUUGACGUCUUUGGCGGUCAAAAGGUUAAGCCAGAUCUUAUAGAAAAAACUAGAGGUAGAGAGGCAAGCUAUUAUGAUGGCACCAUAUAUGCAAACCUUUGACUGUUGCCAACCCCAUUUAGCGUACGGAAUAUCUAACGUCAGGUAACACGACGCUUUUUAAACUCUCGUGUGAGAGAGGCCUUAAGGGGCAAUUUUAAGUGGACAGAACUGGCUGUAAGCAUGUUCCCAGAAAAAGAACCUCCAUUGUACAGAUAUUAAGGUUCAGUUUUAAUUGUAAGGACAACGAGUACGAAAGUAAGUGAAAUAUUUUAAAUUUUGCUGUUAUUAAUUAAGAUACUAAUAGGACCAAUCUGCAUUUCUUAUUUUGUCGUAGCUAUGUACCUAUUCUAUGUAAUAUAAAUGGGUAAUCUCAUAUUUAGCGUUUUUGUGUUAGUCUAGUAUAGUAAAAUGACUUUAGCAAAAUAUAUUUUCUUGAUUUGGUCUCCUUUAUUUCCUAUAUUGUGAACAUAUAAAAUUUCACUAUGGCGUAUAUUAUAUGAGUACAGUGAAUUUAGAUAUAUACUAGCAUAUGUAAAACGUAUAGCAAUAUAAGUGUCCAAAACCUAUAGUGUAUUUUGUAGUCUAUGAUGAUAUGAAUAAUAUUUUGAGAUUUACUGGUAGGUAUUGUCCCAAAUCAUAUUUAAUUAGCUAAGAAAACAUGUCAUAUGAAAUACAUCCUUAUAACACCAGUAGGUAUACAAUAGGUGUACAAUUUUAUUGCAAAUAUAAAUAGAAAAGUAAAUUAAUACUUUUAAUAAUUAAUACUGUAAAAUAUUCUCAUGAUCACGUGUAUAAUAAACCAAAAUUACAAUCACAGAGCUAAGAGAUAGGUAGAGGUAGGUUGGAUCCGUUGGAUUAACACAUACUAUUGUGUAUUUCUUUAGGGAUUCAACAAAACGUAAACAAACUUUGAUAAGGUAUUUUAUUGGGCAAUAAUGUUCUUCAAGUCAAAUAAUUUAACUAAUUGUGUCAAAACUUACAGAAGUUAUACUACGAUAUAUUACUUACUCAAUAUAACAAUGAAGCUGCUAUAAUCGUGUUAUUUUGCUAAUAGGAAUACGAUUUGAUUAAUGAAUAGUAAUUUAGUUUUUUAAUAUUUGGUAUUACUUCGCCUUAGUAAAGAAUCUAAAACGAGACGGAAUGUAUAAUCGUUAGGAGAGGUCGUUCAGUGAUAGAUCCAGGCAGUUUUCUAUUUAGUUGGUUAACUGAUAAAUGUUUCAAGUACCCGAAAAUGUAAAAACACAUUGUUUACAUUAUUUAACUACCUAAAGAAAUAUACUAUAUUAACUGUGACUUCAUGAUUUUGCAGGCUUACAUACCCAUACUCGUCGAAUUUGAGCCAUUCACUACUCGCUUUCGAGUUCUGUACCCCUAGUGUAAAUAUUUUCGACAGCGAAACGUGACGUACGCGUUUGCGUUAAGUGUCAUUUUGUAUGAGAUUUUUGACUUUCCAAAACGUCCCGCUUGGCGCGCUGUUUAAAAACCCAUACAAAAUGAGACUUAACGCAAACGCGUACGUCACGUUUCGCUAUCAACUAAAUUUACACUAGGGGUGCUGAAUGUGUGUGUCACGCGUCAACGAGGUAUAUUACUUCGUUAUCAAAUUUUUGUCUUUGCAACCCUACAUACCUUUACCUAUAUUUCAAAUCUGAUCUCAAUGAUCGAAAAGGUUGUAAAACAUCCCCAUUCUUACCUAUAUUUCUCAUGUUAUAUGAAAUAAAAGCAAGCGAAAGUAAAAAUUUAUCAUGGAAAAUUGGUCUUAUUUAAAUUAUAAAUUACUAAUGAAUAGAAUUGUAAUUAAAUAUGCAACGAAAGGUUAUUAUGCGCUGUGAUUUAGAUACGGCCUAGGAGGAUUUAGAUGUAGUCGGUCCAAUUACUAGUAAGAAGUAGAACCUCUUCGAACGAGGGUAUUCGUAUUUAGACGAUAGUUUCAUUAGAACAGUAAGGGAAACAGUCAACAGUAAACAAUACAACUUGGAAAGAAAUAAAGAUAUAUUACAUAAAGGUUAAAUCAAUCUCACUCAAUAUUAGAGUUAGUGUUGCAAUCUAGUUUGAAGAUAAAAUAAAGGUUCACGUCUGUAGGGCUACUAUGGUCGGCUCUUUAUCAUUUAUCACCAUGCCUGUCACGUUCUAACAAGUAUGUACGUGCGAAAGUGACGGGCAUAGUGACAAGUGAUAAAAAUGGAACCAUGCUGCCAUCGCUGACAAAUAUGACUAUUGUGACGUGAAGAUAGAUCAAGUCUAGGCAUUUCUUCACCUCAAUAAGGUGAAGAAUUUUUUAUAUAUUUAUGACCUCGACUGUACAAAAUAAAUUGUGUUAUAUGAAAAUGACCACUCUAAAACUAAAACACUAGUUAAAUAUAUGGGCUAUGUUGGAAAAUUAUAGGGAAUGUAGAAACAUCUUGGAAAACUAGAAGAAGAAUAAAUAUUGUCUAUAAAAUAAUCGUUCAAUUAUGGAACUUAUAUUCUUGACAACAAGAUUUAUUAAUAAAGUUUUGUCAGUGUUCAGUUUAAAAUAUUUUUUACCAAACAUUUGAAAUGUAAAAAUGAUAUGGUUAAAGAAGUCUUAACUAUCAGGGUACCUACUAAAAAGUGCCAAUCAUACUUAAGUAUUACUUGUGUAUAAGCACUAUAGUAAUCGCUUCUGUGAGCAAAUAAUAUAAUUAAUAUAAAAGGUUCUUAAAGCUUGUCAAUUAACAUGUGAUGGUGUUUAUUAUUUUUGUGAAGUUAUUGUGUAUUAUGAUUAUGUUAGUCAUGGAUUUCUAAAAACAUGUUACUAUGUUUUGUAUUUGCUUUGAUUCUUUAAGGAAAAUAGUUCUUUAAAAGUGUACAGUCAGCGUCAAAUACUUCGUAGCAGUCAAAGUAGCCAAAUAGUUCGGUACACCAUAUAUUUAGUUACAAAGUAUUUGACGCUGACUGUACAACUAGUUUAAUCAAAAACGUGUUUGUAGUUACAUAAUUUAUGGUAUGUAAGUUCUGUUAUAUAUUUGAUGUUAAAUUCAUAUGUUUCGAUAAGCUUGUUUAAAAUAUACGACAGCUUGUUGCUUUUGUUAUGUUUGUGAACAUAAAUAAAAUUAUAGAAUGAA
This is a messenger RNA of Cydia pomonella (codling moth), 5195 nucleotides long. It is a transcript of the gene Smyd5, whose product is annotated as histone-lysine N-trimethyltransferase SMYD5. The transcript is spliced from 7 exons. Gene Ontology annotation, molecular function: histone H4K20 methyltransferase activity; protein binding. Bases 323 to 1471 code for a protein of 382 amino acids. The record is from RefSeq and is a predicted model, not a curated record. Lineage: Eukaryota; Metazoa; Arthropoda; Insecta; Lepidoptera; Tortricidae.